AUGCUUUCGCCCUUUUCACAGUUGCUCCCAAUCAGCAGCUUCAAGCUAGGAUUCACAACCUUCUCGCCCUCAGUCGAGCCCAAUAUCAUCUCAGUCCCGCUCGCAGAUUCUCCUAUUGGGAUACACAAAAUCACACACUCCUUGACCCAUGAGGUUGUAUGCCCGCCGCCACCUCUAGAUCCGUCAUCAUAUGAUCCUCAGAUUGCUUGGGAGGCCAAGUAUCCCAAGGGUUCCUGCAGCCCGAAAACAGAGAUUCCUGGUGGAUUGGGAUUUUAUUUCGGUGGACCUAAAGAAAUCGUAUCAUUGCUGGACGCGGGCGCAAAAGAAGCGGUUUUUGGAUACCGGGUAAUGUUUGAGAAGGGUUGGGAGUGGGUCAAAGGAGGCAAAUUGCCAGGGAUGUAUGGUGGUAUCGGCGACGCGGCCUAUAGAUGCUCUGGUGGACGGCAGAACAAUCGUUGCAAGUGCUUUGAUGUUCGUCUCAUGUGGAGGCGCGAUGGGAAAGGAGAAAUAUACGCAUAUCUACCUAUGAACGAGACAAAUACAAAAUCACUUCUUGCUGUUCCCCCCAACUCUAAAAUCAACCCUGAUUAUGGGAUUUCGGUUGGAAAUGGCGCUUGGACCUUUGGGCCAGGUAUCUGGACAACCAUAGCCCAACGUGUUAAACUCAACGAUAUCGGCAAAGCUGAUGGUGAACUCCAGCUUUGGAUUAACGGCGUAUGUGUGAUUCACGCAAAGGGGCUGAUUUUCCGAGAGGACGAGGCAUCACAUAUCAAGGGCAUGCAUUUUCAAACGUUUUUUGGAGGACACGAGUCCGAUUGGGCAUCACCCAAAGAUCAACGUGCUUGGUUUUCUGACGUCUCUGGAGCUGUCAUUCGUUGA
Messenger RNA from Suillus clintonianus, 879 nucleotides. RefSeq names its product polysaccharide lyase family 14 protein. The record is from RefSeq and is a predicted model, not a curated record. The coding region runs from base 1 to 879 and encodes 292 amino acids. The transcript has 5 exons. Lineage: Eukaryota; Fungi; Basidiomycota; Agaricomycetes; Boletales; Suillaceae.